Messenger RNA from Austrofundulus limnaeus, 2888 nucleotides. Its product is annotated as germ cell-specific gene 1-like protein. Lineage: Eukaryota; Metazoa; Chordata; Actinopteri; Cyprinodontiformes; Rivulidae. Gene Ontology annotation, cellular component: plasma membrane. The transcript is spliced from 7 exons. The record is from RefSeq and is a predicted model, not a curated record. The coding region runs from base 337 to 1473 and encodes 378 amino acids.
UUAUUCUUUUUUUCACUUCAUUUUAUUAUUUGUUUUUGGACAGAAAUCUUACCUUUUUAAAAUAAAACAAAGUGGGCUCAAGAGAUGGCUGAUUUCAGAUUGAUUCUUGUAGUGCAGCGGGUUUUGUCGUACAGAGGAAGCUGGACAAACUGGAAGCGAGGGGGCACUGCAGCAGCAACAGAUGGACUUGGAGGGAUUACAUGAUUCAGGAUGAGUAUGUGACAUGAAUUCCCAAGAAAGACAGAAAAGAGAGUAGAUUUGCGUGGAGACGGACACUUUGUUCCUCAAUCAGUUCCCAUUUUCUGUAGGAUUACAGGGGAGAGCAGCUAGAGAGCCAUGCUGGAGCACAUGUCCCGUCGCUCUCGCUCCAUGCUCUCCCUGACUCUAACCACCCUGGCUCUGACCCUGUCCAUCCUGGCCCUCUGCACCUCCUACUGGUGUGAGGGAACGCACAAGGUGGUCAAGCCUCUCUGCCUGUCACCCGUCAAGAUGAAGAACUGUGGUCAGAACAACAGCGAGCCUUACACCACAGAGAGUCCCACUCAGAACCCCUUCAACCGCACUCUGUCUCCAGCCAGAAGAGAUGAGCUGGACAAGAUCAGGCAGAGGCAGCUGGCCAACGCGGUCCACUACAUCUGGGAGACGGGGGAGGACAAGUUUGCCUUCAGAUACUUUCACACCGGCUUCUGGGAAAGCUGCGAGAAACAAAAUGAUGGAGAGGUGUGUCGCAGCUUCAUAGACUUAACUCCUGGAGAAACACAAGGCGUGCUCUGGCUGUCGGUUGUUUCUGAGUUUACAUACAUCGGCCUGCUGGGGAUGGGCUUCUUACUGAUGUGCCUGGAAAUGAUGUGCUCCCAUAAAGAGAUGCACGCGCUAAAAAUCAAUGCCUUUGCAGCCAUUUGUACCGUACUGUCAGGUGAGGGUAUUCUUCAGAAUUACUGUUUUUCAGUGGUUUACUGGAUCAGUUUAUUGUUCCCUUCCUGUACAGGUCUUCUUGGGAUGGUGGCGCAUAUGAUGUUCACUACCGUGUUUCAGAUGACGGUCAUUGUGGGUCCGAAAGACUGGAGACCUCAGUCCUGGGACUACGGCUGGUCCUUCGCCCUUGCCUGGGUGUCCUUUAGUUGUUGCAUGGGGGCAGCUGUGGUGACGCUCAACUCCUACACAAAGACCAUCAUUGAGAUUCGACGGAGGCAGAGGCUCCGCUUGGAGGAAGCGAGAGCCACCACUCACGCACCGACGUACGACGAGGUCGUUCCGGGGGGCGGUUUCUACUCUGUCAGCGGUCUGUUGCACUGUCCGGAUGGCAUGAUCGACGUGGCGUGGGCCCCAAACGGAAGCGUGGUUGGACUGGGAAACGGGGACGUGCCGACGCUGGUUUUGGUGGGAGGCUGUGGACCGGAGGGGUGUGAGGACUGUGAAAGAGAGAGGGAUGAGAUGGAGGAGGCCAUAGAGAGAGUUGAUUCACCUUGUUAAGUGAAACAUUAACUUUAAAAAAACUGAAUCAGAAGGAAAGCAUCACAGCACUGAUGAACGACUCGGUUUUGUUUUGACUUCCUCUCUUCAUGGGAUGCAACUCAUUGUGGGUCAAGGAGCAGAAAUAAGAGGACAAAGAAGAAAAGGUGCACACAAACAACCACUUAUCGAACAAGCAACAAAACUCAAAAAUGAAAGCCGAGAUGGAAACCCUUGAUCCUUCAGCUUUAACAGACAUCUCCUCAGCUGUCUCCUUCCAAAGCAAACCUGAGACUGUGACCUUACCGAGUGGAGUUGUCUCGGUGGCAGGCAUCACUGUGGUGACUGGGGGUGUCGAACUGUCCUGUGGGUCCUGCAUGCUGGCCUUUGGGUUUUGGGGCACUCUCAUCGGCUUCAGCUGUGUUGCUGUGGGACUGUGGGACCAGCUGACGCAUUCUAGAAAUGGCACCUCUCACUUGCUGGGGCUGGGAUUCGUGAUUCUGGCUCUCAGUUUUGUGGUGGUGGCCGGCGUGGCAGUGUUCCACCUACUGACGAAGAAGAAGAGGAGGAAUAGAAGAAGAGAAAGAGAGGAUGGAAAGCACGUGCUUGUUGAGGAUGGAGAAGUGGUUAAAAAAGUCACUGUGUAAUAGGGAUGUAAAUCACGUCAUAUUGUAUCGAUUUGUUUGGACAACGAUACGAUAUUUCUCGAUAUCACAAAGUCUGUCAUAAUACGAUUUUGAUUCAUUUCAGUUCACAAGUCUGUGAUAUUUAUGACUGAAUAUCAUGUCAGGUGAUAUCAUUCCACAUCAGGCAUGUGAUGAAUGUAUGGAUCAGUGUUUUUGUUUUGCCUCUAUGUACUUCAUUCAUCAUUUAAUCAAUAUAUCGAUGUGGAUGGAUCGAUGUAUUGUUACACUCCUAUUGAAUAAAGGUGAAUUAAUUGCAGGAUUUAAACAUGUUGGUAAAAUAUUCUGAACAGAAUUAUGUUCAGAUUGUCAUGAAUUAUUAUUAUUCCCUGCCUGGUUUCUAACUUAAUAACAGUAGUGCUUCAGUUACUGCUUUUAUCUAAUAAACUAUUUAAAAAUGUAGUCCUCUUUUCCAACAUGUGAAGUAUUUUCUUUUCAUAACAUUUGCUUCCUUUUAACGCUAUAAUUUUGACAUUUAGUCAUAAUGAUAUUCAAGAUUGUUUUUAACAAAUAAAAUACAAAUUAUUUAUGACAGGUAUAGUCCAGUUGUUGUGCACUGUAAGAAAAAUAUGUUCUAAACAAUUUAAGCAAAUGUUUUUAUGUUAUGUCAACACAUAGGUACUACAUAAUCUAGCAUGUAACAAACUAACGUGGCGUUAUGUAAAUUUUUAACAACUCAAAUUAACAUCAUAACAAAAUCUGUUCAAAUUUAGACAGAUACUGUAACAUAUAAUAAAUAAACUCUAAAAUGUU